AUGGGAUAUUUAGUAGAAGUUGGUAGAGAUGCAGGUGGGGACAAGCGAGGAGAGGCCACAUUGGAUGUUGAGAUGGGUGAGGCAGUGGACCCUGGUGGUGAGGAUGCUCUAAGACAGGAAGUAAAUAUUGUAGUAGAUAAGGAUAACAUUGAAGUGAAAUAUAAUACUACUGACACUGAAACUACUGAGCAACUGGCAAAUAAUAUUAGGUUUGAGACACAAACAGAGACAACAGAACAAGCUGAGCAUUCAGUGGAAUGGUUAGUGCAAGAACAAAAGGAAGAAAAGAAAGAUGUGAUUCAACUGCCUACUACACCUAAAAAAGUUGAAUCGAGGCCUAUAGAAAGACAAGAAGUUGAUGAGAGCUCUACGAGUUCUGAAUCAUCAGAGGAAGAAGAAGAACCUGAACCUGAACUUGUUCGACGGUCUACUAGACAAAGAAAACCACCUGAAAGGCAAGAUGAUGAUAAAAGUACAACAAGCUGA
Molecule: messenger RNA, 486 nt
Organism: Cryptomeria japonica (Japanese cedar)
Lineage: Eukaryota; Viridiplantae; Streptophyta; Pinopsida; Cupressales; Cupressaceae
Product: probable chromatin modification-related protein eaf7
Exons: 4
Coding region: 1-486 (161 amino acids)
Source: RefSeq, a predicted model, not a curated record